Messenger RNA from Sphaeroforma arctica JP610, 357 nucleotides. RefSeq lists its product as hypothetical. The record is from RefSeq and is a predicted model, not a curated record. Lineage: Eukaryota; Ichthyosporea; Ichthyophonida. Bases 1 to 357 code for a protein of 118 amino acids. The transcript has 2 exons.
AUGUCAGGAGGUUCAGGGGUAAUGCCAUAUUUUUCGGCGAUAGAGGUGGGCGAUUUGCGAACGUGGUUGAGGGUGUCAGAGUUCUUGAUUGAGUUGACGAAUUUGAUCCUGAAGAUCAGUUGUAGUAUGACUGGACUGGACAGCGAAGUUGAGAAGAUCUUCCGUAUUGGCGAGUUUGACUUGGCAUGUAUCGAGACGGGAUUGAAGGAUCAAGUUCACAUGGUUGACGGUAGUGCGAGCGACGACAAGGUGUGCAAGAAUUUGGGCGGUACGACGGGAAUGUCACGUGCCGUGAGAUUUGAAGUCAGAAAGCAGGCCGUGAAUGCUAAGGAGGUGUGUGUUGGCCUCUUGGAGUGA